CAACAGUCAACACCAGAUCCUACGAUCGACAACUGAGUCUCUUUUCGACGAGCUAAGACAGUUUUGUAUUUAUUUAAAUUCACGUGUUCAGACUGUUCAAAAAGUUCUUGAUUUGUGUCACCUUAAUAUAUCACUACAUAACAUAAAUAUAUUUAAACUGCUGCGAGUCAGGUAGCCAUGGCUUCAAAAAAUCAAUACUGUUUAAACCCAAUUUGUGAAUCAGUCAAAGACUUGAAAGAAGCGACCAGAAUGGUGUGUGAUCACUUCAAUGUUACAUAUAGACGAUUCCUAAAGGUAUGUGUGCAUUGUUUAAGGAAAUGUUUGAAUUAUACUAAACGUCAUAAAAUGGAAUUUAAAGCUGCAGAAAGCUUGUCUUUUAAUUAUGGUUCAUAUUCUGAUGCGAUACAACGUAUAAAUAUUAAAAACACCCCAAUUGGAGACAUAACUAAACCAGUAAAAAUAAAAAAUGUACGACGUCAAACUAAAUAUACCUUGUCUUUACCAAAAAUCAUUCUAAGACCAAAAACAUAUGCAAUUCACAAGUGUAAUUAUUCUUGCGUAGAAUGGACUGACUAUGACCAGAGUAAAACAAAAAAAAUUAAUAUGUUGGCAAUACCAUUAUAUUUUGGUUUCAAAAGACAUACAACAAACGGAUAUGAUGUUAAAAAAUCGAUAACAUAUUAUGAAACUCCCUGUGGAGUUUCUAUUCAAAAUAUAAAUGAAAUGUUGCACUAUCUUGUAACGACUAAAAGCAAAAUGACAAUCGACCAAUUUGAUUUUAAUAGCUCUGUGAACCCAUUGGCCAAAUAUCAUAUUUUAAAACCUAUCAAGUUUUUGGACGAUUUAUCUGAAGGAUUGGAAUUUAGACCAAUAACUUGUGUGAAUAGUAUUAAUGAUGAACUGCCACCAAAAAUUAAGUAUACGAUUACUAGACAAGCAACAGCCGGUGUCAACAUAAAUGUGGAUACUGAUUUUCUAUGCGGAUGUGAUUGCACAGAUAAUUGUCAAGAUAAAUCAAAAUGUGCUUGUUGGCAGAGUACAAUAAACGGACAAGAUAAUAUGCCAGACCUUGAAAAAGAUCCAAAUGCCGGUUAUAUUUAUCGACGAUUGUAUGAAAAUGUACCAACUGGUAUUUAUGAGUGCAAUCAGACAUGCAAAUGCAACAGUUUGUGUUUAAAUCGUGUUGUACAACAACCGAUACCUAAUAACUUACAGUUGUUUAAGACAGAGAAAAAAGGUUGGGGCGUACGUUGUUUAAAUGAUAUACCACAAGGAACUUAUAUAUGUUGUUAUGUUGGAAAUAUAUUAACAGAGACUAAUGCCACAGAACAAGGUAAAAAUCAUGGAGACGAGUACUUGGCAGAUUUAGACUUUAUUGAAGUAGUUGAGAAAUGCAAAGAAGAUUAUGAAGAAUAUGCUUAUUCAAGUGAACAAAACACUAAAUCUCAAAAACUGUCAGAAAAAACUAUAGAUAUAUUUUAUAGAAUUGCCAUACAUAGUAAUUAUUUUCAUUCCCAAAAACUUUUUUUAGAUAAGAACCUGGCCUCAAACAAUGCAUUACAAUUUUUGGAAUCUAGUAAUCUCAAACAUAAGUACUUUCCUUCAAAUAGAAACUGCUACAAACCUCGAAAAUCAGUACGUAACUACUAUGAUAAUUGCAAUAGCGUGUAUACCAUAAAUGCAAAAUAUAGAGGCAACAUUGGACGAUAUUUCAAUCACUCGUGUAAUCCUAAUUUAUUUGUACAAAAUGUAUUUGUGGACACGCACGAUUUACGUUUUCCAUGGAUAUCGUAUUUUUCGGAACAAUACAUACCAGCAGGAACAGAACUUACUUGGGAUUAUGGUUAUGAGAUAGGAAGUAUACCAGGAAAAAAAGUGGCUUGUUAUUGUGAUUCAGAUAAAUGUAAAAAGAGACUUCUCUAAAUGUAUAACUGUUAUUUAAGAAAAACUAAGCUGUGAAUUUUGAUGGUAUUUAAUUAAUAUGACAUAAUGAUAACAUUAUAACAUAGUUCAUAUUAUCUUCAAACCCGUUUCUGCCGGAAUGUAAAUAAUGUUUUUUAGUUUUAAGAUUUACUAACAAUAGUAAUACACCAAUGUAUAACUAAUUUUGAUA
Messenger RNA from Rhopalosiphum padi (bird cherry-oat aphid), 2113 nucleotides. Its product is annotated as histone-lysine N-methyltransferase SETDB1-B-like. The record is from RefSeq and is a predicted model, not a curated record. The coding region runs from base 178 to 1923 and encodes 581 amino acids. Gene Ontology annotation, molecular function: histone H3K9 methyltransferase activity; DNA binding; protein binding. Lineage: Eukaryota; Metazoa; Arthropoda; Insecta; Hemiptera; Aphididae. Gene Ontology annotation, biological process: negative regulation of gene expression; heterochromatin organization. The transcript is spliced from 5 exons. Gene Ontology annotation, cellular component: nucleus.